UCCGUCGCUCCCGCGGCGCGAGGCGCUCUCGCUCCUCUCCACCUCCGUCGCCCCUCCCCCCGCGCAGCCGCCGCCGCCACCGCGAGACCCCCGCGUGCCGCCUUCCCCCUCCCCCUCCGGCCCCGGCGGUCCCCGAGAAGAACGAGAGGGCGAGCGAGCGCGGCGUUCCGGGGCCGGUCCGGCCCCCUCCACUCACCAUCGCCGGCCCUCCGCCGCCUUCCUCCGCCUCCACCUCCUCUCCCCCCCCCAACCAGCUGAGGCCCCCCCGGGGGGGGGAGGCCCGGGACCGGGAGCGAAUUCCCUCUAACUCUCUUCCCCCGCCCGGCCCGAGUGUGUGGAGAAGGGCCCGGCCCGGCCCGGCCCGCGUCGUGCGUGAGGACUCCCGGCCGGCCCACGGGCCGUCUGGGGCCUGGUCCGGCCCCCCGGGUGUGUGAAGACAGGGCCCCGGUGCGGCCCGGCCCGAGGGCAAGCAGAGGGGAGGGGCCUGGUCCGGCCCGGCCGGUGCGUGAGGACUGGGGCCCGGGCCGGCGCCACCGCCGCCACCGCCGCCGCUGCCGCCGCGAUGGCCCAGCAGCAGAUGACCAGCUCGCAGAAGGCCCUAAUGCUGGAGCUGAAAUCCCUGCAGGAGGAACCGGUGGAGGGCUUCCGGAUCACCCUGGUGGAUGAGUCCGACCUCUACAACUGGGAGGUGGCCAUCUUCGGGCCCCCCAACACUCUCUACGAAGGCGGCUACUUCAAGGCCCAUAUUAAAUUUCCUAUUGACUACCCGUAUUCACCACCUACCUUCAGAUUCUUGACCAAAAUGUGGCACCCCAACAUUUAUGAGAAUGGAGAUGUAUGCAUUUCAAUUCUUCAUCCGCCUGUAGAUGACCCACAGAGUGGAGAACUGCCCUCCGAAAGGUGGAAUCCUACUCAGAAUGUCAGGACUAUCUUGUUAAGUGUAAUCUCACUGCUUAAUGAGCCCAACACCUUCUCCCCAGCCAAUGUGGAUGCUUCAGUUAUGUUCAGGAAAUGGAGGGACAGUAAAGGAAAAGACAAAGAAUAUGCUGAAAUCAUUAGGAAACAGGUUUCAGCCACUAAGGCCGAAGCAGAAAAGGAUGGAGUAAAGGUCCCCACAACCCUGGCGGAAUACUGCAUCAAAACUAAAGUGCCUUCCAAUGACAACAGCUCAGAUUUGCUUUAUGACGACUUGUAUGACGAUGACAUCGAUGAUGAAGAUGAGGAGGAGGAAGAUGCCGACUGUUAUGAUGAUGACGAUUCUGGGAAUGAGGAGUCGUGACAUGUUCCUUCGAUGCCCCUGUACUGCCCUGCCGUCUCAGGCCAAAGGGAGGGGAGCAGGUGGGGACCUAGCAAUGGCCCCUCAGCAAAAACCUAUUCACAGGGGGUGGGGAAAACAAACACGGCUCCUGCUGACUCCCCUUAUGGAUCUCAGUUUGCUCCUUUUUAUGGACCUCUUAAUGGAGAGAAAGUAACCCUCCACAGAAUGUCUGAAUUCUUCCAUUCUUUACCCAUCACUGUAUUGAUUUUUUUUUUUUUCUUUUUUUUUUUAAAAAAGCACCACCCAAAACUCCUGCCUCACUUCGUCUCUACAGAGUGUUCACAGCAAAACAUGUUUGGUCUGUUUUUAGAUUCUUGAAGAAUUAAAUAGUCUUUCAUCAAGACAUUUCAUUUAUUUAAAGCUGGGAACCCAUUGGGAGUUCACAAGUGCUGCGUAUAUUGGGUAGCAAAAGUAAAUGGAGGGGGAAAAAAAAAACCACCACCAACAAAAACCCAUAGAAUCCCACAAAACAAACUAAAAAACCACCACCAACAAAAACCCAUAGAAUCCCACAAAACAAACUAAAAAAAUUGGUUUAGCUGCCCGCUUACAAGUGUAUGCACAUUGGUUUAUCUUAGCCCUGUGGUGGUGAAUUUUUUUUUCCCCCUUCUUAAGGCAGGGGUAUAGCGGUCUGAGGGACUUGGAGCUAAGGUGAAUGAAAUGUGUUCCUAAGGGCCCAAAGUUCCUUCAGGCCUCCCUGAAAUAUCCCAAAGUGGAGGUCUCAGCUACUCUGAGAAGUCAGAUUUUGUUUUUUGAAAUCAAUUGGGAUCUAAAGCCUGAAAUAAAUAUUCGUACUUUA
Messenger RNA from Choloepus didactylus (southern two-toed sloth), 2117 nucleotides. RefSeq names its product ubiquitin conjugating enzyme E2 R2 (gene UBE2R2). Bases 563 to 1279 code for a protein of 238 amino acids. Gene Ontology annotation, biological process: ubiquitin-dependent protein catabolic process; protein polyubiquitination. Lineage: Eukaryota; Metazoa; Chordata; Mammalia; Pilosa; Megalonychidae. Gene Ontology annotation, molecular function: ubiquitin conjugating enzyme activity. The record is from RefSeq and is a predicted model, not a curated record. The transcript is spliced from 5 exons.